UAAAAUGAGGGCUACGUUAAGGAUUCUAGUGCUCCAAGUGUACAUCUGUUGGGCUGGAGCUAUUGAAUACCAGUUUAUAGUGGACGAGGACGGCAUGUUGGCUCCAUGUGAAGAUCAACAUGGAAAUCCUUCCAAUAUCGAUGGCCUGUUGGACAUGUCCACCGUUAAGGUAACCAAAGCAGGAAACAAAAUUUUGAUAGAGGGCGAACACGCUGUCGUCUGGGAAGAUGUCCAGCCUGAGGACACAAUAAAGCUUUCUGGGCAAGUCUAUCGCCAGGAAAAGGGCACCUGGCAUAAAACAAUGUUCUCCGGCAGCAGCAAUAACUUUUGCCAUAACAUGUUUGAGAAGAAUCAAUAUUGGUUUAAGUUCUGGACUCAGUAUAUAAAGAAUUCCGAUGAGAUCAAGAACAAGUGUUUAAACACUCUGGGCGCCGUCUUAAAAUAUGAGCAAUUCGAAAUGGAUUUAAAGGGCAAUCUGAAUGCUCCGAAUCUAGAGGGGCGCUACAAGUUGGUUGUGCAGAUUGAGGCUUUUGAUAAGCGCAACGUGAAGCGCCCAGUGUCCAUUUGCACGGAACUCCGCGGCACCGCAUCAAAGGUCUAAUCGCGACAAUUAUAUAUGCAUGCUAAACA
This is a messenger RNA of Drosophila subpulchrella, 630 nucleotides long. RefSeq lists its product as uncharacterized. The record is from RefSeq and is a predicted model, not a curated record. Bases 5 to 601 code for a protein of 198 amino acids. Lineage: Eukaryota; Metazoa; Arthropoda; Insecta; Diptera; Drosophilidae. The transcript is spliced from 3 exons.